Messenger RNA from Procambarus clarkii (red swamp crayfish), 3169 nucleotides. RefSeq lists its product as uncharacterized. Gene Ontology annotation, cellular component: nucleolus. The record is from RefSeq and is a predicted model, not a curated record. Gene Ontology annotation, molecular function: nucleic acid binding; zinc ion binding. NCBI's taxonomy places the organism in Eukaryota, Metazoa, Arthropoda, Malacostraca, Decapoda, Cambaridae.
GCACGUGUCUGGCCUCGCCUUAUAUCUUAGUUACGCUCCACGCCUGACACCUCUACACCCAGUGUAACACUUGAUACCUUCUGUAACACUUGAUGUAACAUCUGCAAGUGUAGUACAUUAUACAGUGUAACACCUGAUGCAGUGCAACACUUGAUACAGUGCAACACAUGAUAGUGCCACACGUACCAGUGUAACACCUGAUGCAGUGUAACACCUGCCAGUAUAACAGCUGAUACAGUGCCACAUAUGAUAGUGUCACACCUACCAGUGUAACACCUGAUGCAGUGUAACACCUGCCAGUAUAACAGCUGAUACAGUGCAACACCUGCCAGUAUAACAGCUGAUACAGUGCAACACCUGCCAGUAUAACAGCUGAUACAGUGCAACACCUACUAGUGUAACACCUGCUAGUGUAACACCUGAUACUGUGCAACACCUGCCACUGAGCUUAUCAUUAGGAGCCUGAACAAUGGUUCGCUUUGCACGGGCUGAUGGGUCGAAGGGCUCGAAUAAACGCAUAUUGGAAGAGCCAACACCGUGGUCAGAAAUGAUUGCACAGAGGACAACCAAGACUGAACAAGAUAGUAAUGAAGGAUCACCCAAGAAAAAGAAACUUGAGCUUGUAGAUGGAAAAGAUGCUGCUGAAGCAAAGAAAUUAAAAACUGAGAUAAAGAAAACAGUAUUGACUGAAGAUAAAGCUGUAAAAGGCAAGAAAAAGAAGAAAGUAAAAGAAAUUAUAUCUUCAGACCCCAAAAAGGAGUUUGUUAUAAAUUCUCAGGGUCAGCGGGUCAAGGUUUUUAAGGAUGGAACAGAGAGGACGUGGUUUGACCUUCCAUAUGAAGACAAUGAAAGAAUGACUAGAUAUGAUGGCAUGUGGGUCAAACAGGAGAUGGUGGAAAAACUUGAUCUCCUAAAAGAAAGCCUUCGAGUAGAAGGUCUUGAUGCAGUAGUGGUGAUGAGAAAAAUGAUGCAAGCCAAAAGGAAGGCCCACAGACAACUGAGGAUUGAACUGAUAUAUGAGCAAAAGAACCUAUUAAGAGAAGAGAAACAAGUGAAAAAGGAGCAUGUCUCUGAAAGUCCAAUAAAAAUUAAGAAAAAGAAAAAGAAAAACGUUCCUUUGACUGAAAGUCCGACAAGUGAAAAAGACAGGAAAAAUAAGAAAAAGGUAACCUUAACUGAAAGUCCAAUAGAAAAUAACAAGAAAGACAAAGAAAAUACACAAAAUGUCGCAUUAGCAGAAAGUCCAAUAAAAACUAGCAAGAAAGAUAAGAAAAAAGUCGGUGUGACUGAGGAAGAAAGUAUGAAAGAUGAUACACAUGCAGUGUUUGACAAUGAAGAAACUAUGUCCGAGGGAGACAAUUUUAAGGGUAAUAGCCAUCUAGAAUUUGAACAGGAAGGGGAUAGUUUUAAAGAAGAUAAUUUGAAAGGUACUGACACUCUAGUAUUCGACUGUAAAGAAAAUUGCAUUGAGGGAGACAAUUUUAAAGGCAGUAAUCAAAUAGUAUAUGAACAGGAAAACGAGAAAUUUCACGGAGACACUUUUAAAGGCAGUAAUCAUCUAGUAUUUGAACAUGAAGAGGAGAACUUGCACAGAGACACUCUUAAAGGCAAUAGAUGUCAAAUAUUUGACCGUGAAGAGAAUAACUUUGUAGGCAGAAAUGUUAAUGAUAAUACACACACUGUAUUGGACUUCGAAGAGAGUGACUUGAUGACUCAGUAUGAAGGCUACUGGGUGAAGCGUGAAGCAGUUGAGAGGCUCGAGGCUGCAAAAACAGAGAAGUUGAGGAGCAUACGUGAGGCAAGAGUCGAUGGCAACGAUUCAGAAGAACUAACAUCAGCUGAACAAAUACUAUUCCAGCGAGUCAUGAAGAAAGAGAAACGAUUUGAGAAUAAAAAAUUACUGAGAGAAAUGGCAAAAUUAACAGGAAAAAGACACCUAAUGACUUUUGGCACAUAUGGACAAAAAAGUAAUGCUAAGAAACAAAGCAAUGCCACAUCUGCUGACAAUGAAGUAGUUAGAUUUGAAGGUUUCUGGGUCAAGAAGGAGUCUGCAGAUAGACUAAAUAAGCUAAGGGAUCGGCUUACAUCAGAAGGAGUUUCUAAUGAAGAAUUAAAAAUUAUAAUGCAAAAGGAACGCCGUAAAGAGGAGCGCCUAUUAAAAAACGAAAGGAAAUUAGUUUGCUUAAAGUGUCGCCAGCCAGGUCAUAUGGUGUCAGCUUGUCCUGAAGCAUCGGAGCAGACUGGUGAAGGACAAAUAACUAUUUGUUAUAAAUGUGGCUCAACUGAGCAUACCUCUCGUGACUGCUCUCUCAAACCAAAAGGUUCAGAGUACUCCCAUGCAACCUGCUACAUCUGUGGGGACGUUGGACACAUAUCUCGAGAGUGUCCCGACAACCCCAGAGGUCUUUACCCUAAUGGCGGGGCCUGUAGAGGUUGUGGAUCCGUAGAACACUUGGUGAAGGAUUGUCCUGAUUUGCAGAAGGAACAAGAAAAGUCAACCAUAAAGUUGAGUCGAAUAGAUGGAAGUGCUGUGGAAGCUUUAGAUAUUGAAGAAGCCGAUGAUCCUCAUGUGAAUGCUGAGGUGUCGCCUCUCAAAACAAACAAAGUUAAAGUUAUACAGUUUUAAUGUAAUAUUUUCUUAUGUAGAUUUUGGACGUCAGGAUGAAGGAACUCUGAGCCAUGGUAUAUUUGUUAGUCUAGAUUUUAUUAGUUGUUUGUUAUCUAAUAUUUUUACGAUACAAAGUUGGUGGAAUUUACUACAAAUUUCUAGUUCAAAAGUUUAUACUUAAUUAUGCAACUUGUACAUUUUCUCCUAGAUACAGCUAGAGAUUCUAUACAUCAGGUUUAUAGUUUGUAAUAAUAACAGCAACUUACUACAGAAAACACAUCAUAUUUAUCUCAAGAAUAGUUGAAGAAUACAUUUGAGAGAUGAAAUUGACUCUAGAACCCAAUGAAAAUCUAAAUUAACUAAGAGCCUUUGGCAUGAGUGCCAGUACAUUGCGGGAAAUUGGAAUCGAAGAAAGUGUUAUUAGUGAAAAUUGUAUACAUUUUCAAGUCCUUGACAAUUUUUAAUUGGUUGUUGCUAGAAGGAAAAAAAAUAGCCUAAGUAAAUAUAGGAUAGGUCAACGAAUACAUUAAAAAUGUAGCUGAUAUAAAAAUAAAAAGCACA